Molecule: messenger RNA, 1354 nt
Organism: Trichomycterus rosablanca
Lineage: Eukaryota; Metazoa; Chordata; Actinopteri; Siluriformes; Trichomycteridae
Gene: ormdl3
Product: ORMDL sphingolipid biosynthesis regulator 3
Exons: 4
Coding region: 150-611 (153 amino acids)
Biological process (GO): ceramide metabolic process; sphingolipid biosynthetic process; intracellular sphingolipid homeostasis
Cellular component (GO): endoplasmic reticulum membrane
Source: RefSeq, a predicted model, not a curated record
GUGCGAGUCGGAGCGAUCUGACUGAACUUGGAACGAUUCGGUACUUCCAGUUUAGUUCAGAGGAUUAAAUAUAACAGCGGAGAAAAUCUAACAAGACUUUCAUUCACACAGCGCGUUUCUAAGUGGUGCAUCUGCACCUUGGCGCCACAAUGAAUGUAGGCACGGCGCACAGCGAGGUGAACCCUAACACACGAGUGAUGAACAGCCGGGGCAUUUGGCUGUCCUACUUGCUGGGCAUUGGCUUGCUUCACAUCAUCCUUCUUAGCAUCCCGUUCGUCAGUGUGCCUGUGGUGUGGACACUCACCAACCUCAUCCACAAUAUGUGUAUGUACCUCCUGCUGCACACAGUAAAAGGGACACCAUUUGAGACUCCUGACCAGGGUAAGGCCCGACUCCUUACUCACUGGGAGCAGAUGGACAAUGGAGUGCAGUUCACGGCCUCACGGAAGUUCCUCACCAUAACACCUAUUAUACUGUAUUUCCUCACCAGCUUCUACACCAAGUACGACUGGGUGCACUUUGUCAUCAACACGGUGUCUCUGCUCACGGUGCUCAUUCCUAAGCUACCACAGCUGCAUGGAGUUCGGCUCUUUGGGAUUAACAAGUACUGAGCAGUUUCUCUUCUCACAGAACUUUUUCUUGGCCCUGCGCAGUCAAUGUCGAGCCUUUUGUAAAAAGCUUGAUGAAGAUUGAUGAAGCACACACGAGGGGAUCCUAUAUUUAGGAAUAAAAGGGAAACAGACCUAAGCUCCUGCUUUCUCCCCUGCUACUGCUACAGGCUGUAGGGAUUUCUUACAUGAAUGUACGAGUUGUCGGCAGUAAUGAAGAUAUUCGAUUAGACCACGAUUAGUGGCCAACAGUCAUUGAAGUUGUCAUACAUUAAUUUUACAGUAUUAUACAGCUAGGGUUUAACAUUUACAUUUACAUUUAGCAGACGCUUUUAUCCAAAGCGACUUACACAAUGAGCAAUUGAGGGUUAAGGGCCUUGCUCAGGGACCCAAUAGUGGCAACUUGGUGGUGGCGGGGCUUGAACCGGCAACCUUCUGUUUACUAGUCCAGUACCUUAACCACUGAGCUAUCACUGGCCCUAAAAGUUGUAAUAUAUUAGAGGCAGUUUUAAAAUGUAAAUGUACUAAACAUGGGUUUUAUGCUCCAAUAGACAUCAUAAAUUAGUUAUACUUAUAUAGACUAAAAUCAAUGAAUAAUUUGGCAAAUAUUUAAUACUUUAGAUUAUUUCCACUUUACAGUUCCUUAUUUAGUAUUUUCUAAACCAUUCUAAUUACUGAACAUACUGAACAUAACUUGAAUACAUCCAAUGUAAUUAAAUAAACAAAUUUAUUUACAUUCACAUAUU